This is a messenger RNA of Meyerozyma guilliermondii ATCC 6260, 546 nucleotides long. It is a transcript of the gene ARF1, whose product is annotated as Arf1p. The transcript has a single exon. Gene Ontology annotation, biological process: vesicle-mediated transport; intracellular protein transport. The coding region runs from base 1 to 546 and encodes 181 amino acids. Gene Ontology annotation, molecular function: GTPase activity; GTP binding. NCBI's taxonomy places the organism in Eukaryota, Fungi, Ascomycota, Pichiomycetes, Serinales, Debaryomycetaceae. Gene Ontology annotation, cellular component: cytoplasm; plasma membrane. The record is from RefSeq and is a predicted model, not a curated record.
AUGGGAUUGACAAUUUCCAAGCUUUUGUCGGGCCUUUUUGGCAACCAGGAGAUGCGUAUCCUUAUGGUGGGACUUGAUGCAGCAGGAAAGACCACCAUAUUGUACAAGUUGAAGUUGGGUGAGAUCGUUACAACGAUUCCUACUAUUGGAUUCAACGUGGAAACCGUCGAGUAUAAAAAUAUCUCGUUUACGGUAUGGGAUGUGGGUGGACAAGAUAAGAUUCGUCCUUUGUGGAGAUACUACUUCCAAAACACCCAGGGUAUCAUUUUCGUGGUGGAUUCCAACGAUCGUGAUCGUGUUGCUGAGGCCAGAGAAGAAUUACAACAAAUGUUGAACGAAGAUGAGUUGAGAGACGCGUUGUUGUUGGUGUUUGCCAACAAGCAGGACUUGCCUAAUGCCAUGAACGCCGCAGAAAUCACGGAAAAGUUGGGAUUGCAUUCGAUUCGUCAACGUCCAUGGUACAUCCAGUCCACCUGUGCUACCUCGGGAGAUGGAUUGUAUGAGGGCUUAGAGUGGUUAUCCACCAACUUGAAGAAGUCAGGUUAA